AUGUCUUUGGUGUCUCCGACUAAGAUUGUAUCGACCAAACAAGCCAAGAGAAGAGAAAAGACGACUCAUCAUGGUUCAUUAUCGGGCCAGGAAGAGGAUGCCACCUCCAUGAGGACCACUACCACAACAAGAACAAAAACCAUCGACAGUUUGGUAACCAGGGCUACAUCGAGUAUGGAAUCCUAUGAUAAUGAUGAAUUUUUAAUUGAGAGGACAUUCCCGGGGUUGAGCAAAGAAGCUAUCUACAGAACUAAGAUUAAAUACGGGAUGUAUUAUUCUCCUGCUAGACCAUCCAAAGAGGCUACCAAUUAUAGGUUAGCCACAGGAUCAGCUAGUCAUUUAUUAGCUGAGAUUGAAAAAAGAGAACAUGCCAAGGAUUUAGAGUUACACGCCGAGAGAGAACCAAGUAUGCAAGCUCAAUUGGCUGCUGGGAAAAUAAUCACGAAACUAUUAGCAGAAGAAGGGAAUGAACACCCCAAGGAUGAAAGAAAGUAUAAAAAAAGAACGGAUGGUAAAUUUUCACAUCUUGCUGCCUCGAAAGUGUUAUCACAAGAUGAACAUAUAAUCCAGAAAGCUGGUGUUUUACCCAAACCAAAAUCAUAUGUCACUACAACUAGUACCAAUGCAGCAUCUUCUUUGGGGAAAAAUCCCACCAAAAAGAUUGCUUCAUCUACGCCAAUUGAAAUAUCAAGAAAAUUGAAUUUAUCAAAAGUACUUACUGGUGCUGAAUAUAAGGCUAGGGAAAGGUUCCAUGAGCGUUGGAAUCCUAAUGAGGCCAAGAUUGAAAGAAUCCGACUAGCUGAGCGUGGAUACCCCAUUGCUGUUGCUUCACAUUUACAGCAAUUGAACCAAGAAGCCAUGCAGCAAAGUAGCAUGACAGUGCCUGGUCCUCCACAUUAUGAUAUUACUGAAGCUACCAAAGUAUUUAAUAUGGCUCAAGUGAAAACUAGUCAAGAUUUAUACGAGAUGGAUAGGGCUAGAAGAGAGAUGGAACUUUACAAUAAUGUGGAAUAUAAUAAGAUUGCUAUUACGAAAGCUACUGAACAACAUAGCCAAAAGCAAAACGUACAAAAUAAACAGGCAAUUUCACGUCAAGGGAAAGUUAAUCUUGGGGGUGGACUUUGGGUACCUGAAGAAGAUGUUGAUAAGUUGGCACAUGAACGAAUGGAUCCAGUGUUAGUUAAUGUCGAUAAAGUGGCCAGGAGAGAAAGAGAAGUGGAUUAUGAUAUUGAGAGGCGUGCUGCUAUUGUGGAACAAGAAUAUUUACAAUGGAGAGAAUUGCAAGGUUUGAAAGAGACUAAUGACCAUGAAAUACUUGACUCUGUCGUGACCAAUAACGACCGGGAUAAAUGGCAAGCUCAAAGAGAUGCACAAGUGAAAUUUGAUCAAUUGGUAAGUGAAAAGGAGCAGGAAAUCGAUAUGAAGGGUAAACAAUUGCAAGAAUUGGAAGCUCGUCAUAUGCAUAUAAAAGGUGAAUUUGAUACGAGAUUGGAAACCGAACAAGAGAAUUUGUCAAAAGAGUUGAAAAAUUGGGUUAUUGACAAUGAAACUGAUCUGAGUACCAUAAAGGCGGAACGUGGUCAGUUAUUGAAACAGUAUCAUGAUGAAAUGAAGCGGGUUGACUUUAAUACUGCACUUUGA
Messenger RNA from Naumovozyma castellii, 1641 nucleotides. It is a transcript of the gene LPX2, whose product is annotated as Lpx2p. NCBI's taxonomy places the organism in Eukaryota, Fungi, Ascomycota, Saccharomycetes, Saccharomycetales, Saccharomycetaceae. The record is from RefSeq and is a predicted model, not a curated record. The coding region runs from base 1 to 1641 and encodes 546 amino acids. The transcript has a single exon.